AUGAAGAAACAAGUGUUCUGUGUCAUCCCUGAAGGCGUGGAAUUGGAAGGCUCCUUUGAUUGUCUGGAGUUGGUGAAGGCAAUCUACGGACUCAAGCAAGCGUCGCGCGUAUGCAAUGAAAAUUUUACCGAGUUCGUGUGUGCCAUUGGAUUCCAAGCGUCAAGCUUCGACCCAUAUCUCUACAUAAGAAAUGUGGAAGGGCAAUGCGUGCUGCUGCUGGUGUAUGUGGGUGACGUAUUGAUCACCGGUAGCUCAUGCGAUCUAAUUGCACGCACCAAGACCGACCUGAAGACACGAUUCGAGAUGACUGACAGCGGCAAGUGUGCGUUUGUGCUUGGAAUCGAGCUUUUGGACGGUGAAGAUGGCAGUGUGACACUAUGUCAGCGUCGGUAUGUCGAUGAUAUCCUCAAGCGCUUUGGCAUGGACGAUUGCAAGGCCGUCGCAAGUCCAGUCGACAUGAGCUCUCGUCUUGUUUCAAGUGAUGCAGCCACCAAGGUCGAUGCUCCUUUUCUCGAAGCUGUUGAUCCCCAAGAAGAACACUGGGUUGCAGUUAAGCGUAUCCUACGAUACCUUCAAGGCACCAAGACGCAUGGAAUUUGCUACAAGACAAACAGCAAGAUCGACUUCCGUGGAUAUUCGGGUGCAGACUGGGCUGGUGAUCUUACCAGCCGCAAGUCAACUUCGGGGUACACGUUCAUGCUACCUGUUGCGCCAGUGAGUUGGGGCAGCAAGAAACGGCCAAGUGUUUCGUUGUCCACGAGUGAAGCUGAAUGCAUCGCACUCAGCUUGGCGAUUCAAGAGGGCAAGUGGACUCAUCGUCUGCUUUGUGAGAUCAUGAUGGCUGCCAAUGAAGAAGGACCGGAGCUCAUGAUCCAUGAAGACAAUCAGUCGUGUAUCAAGAUGACAAAGAACCCGAUCAACCACGGCCGUGCCAAUCACAUUGACAUAAAGUAUCAUCACAUCCGUGAUGAGGUCAAGCGCGGUGAAGUGAAGCUCAAGUACUGUGAAACUGCGGUGAUGUUAGCGGACAUCAUGACCAAGGAACUUCACGGGCCACGCCACAAGGAGACGACGGCGGCUCUCGGGAUUUGUGCGUGUUCGCAUUGA
Peronospora matthiolae is the source of this 1107-nucleotide messenger RNA. The record is from the annotation of a GenBank genome assembly. Lineage: Eukaryota; Oomycota; Peronosporomycetes; Peronosporales; Peronosporaceae.